UUAUUUAAGUUCAAUUUUAAAGUCAAAUGAUAACAGCACUUAUUUAUAGCUAAAUUUCAGAAAAGUCGAAGGCAUACAUACGAAUGGCUUUGAAAAACAUGACGUUGAAAGAAAUUGCGUUCUUUGUCGCAGUUCUAACUUCUGUGGUUUACACGAUCGGGGGUACAUUAUGUACACAAAACACUGAUUGCGGAUCUGGAGAAUGUUGCUAUAUAAAACCUGAAUUUGAGAUUGUCAGCAGACGCCGUCAAGCCAGUAUCCUUCCGCUUCAGCCAUCACAGCACAAACAAGGGCUUUGUGAAAGAUACCGUCUUGAACACGAUCACUGCGGGCCGCUCGAACAGGCAAACGGACACUGUGGAUGUGGCCCAGGACUGUCGUGCCAGUUUGUUCCAGCGGAAGUAGCCACAGCUCAACCAUUGGUAGUCAGUAAGAAAAGAAAAAUUUGGGUGCCUGGGCCCGGCUCGUUUCAUUGUAAACCAAAUGCAUAAUUUAUGAAUUUAACAGUUGUAAACUUUAUAUGAAAUAAACAUUGACUGGUA
This is a messenger RNA of Ruditapes philippinarum (Manila clam), 542 nucleotides long. RefSeq lists its product as uncharacterized. The record is from RefSeq and is a predicted model, not a curated record. Lineage: Eukaryota; Metazoa; Mollusca; Bivalvia; Venerida; Veneridae. Bases 84 to 491 code for a protein of 135 amino acids. The transcript is spliced from 3 exons.